AUCCAUCUCUACCAUUUUACAAUGUUUUCUCCCAAACCAUAACCAGGCCACGUGUCACACGAACCUGCGUAGCUAAUUCCUUCCUUCCCCACUCUCUCUCUCUCUCUCCCUCUGCAACUUUCCCUCUUUCCAGAUCUUCGCGGCGACAGAUCCAAAUCGGCGACUCACACCCCCCAACACAAGAGAUUACCAACUCCGACUUUGAAGCUCGAAAUCCUGCGAAUUGCUUCUCUUCCAAAAUUCUCUCUUCAAAUGUUUGAUUCAGAGCAUGUAACUCUCACCACAAUCUGAGAAUGGCAUCAAUCCGGCGAACUCUCUCGCCGCUCUACCACGAUCGUAACGGAGCCGCCGCCGCCGCCGCCGCCGCCGCACCAUUCUCCUCCCCCUCUCAGAAAUCCACCACUAAACACACCUCCUCGCAUCUCCUCUCCUUCCUCACAUCAACAACCGAUCCCAAAACCUCCCGCAGAGGUCCAUGGCGUCGUCCGUUAUUCCAAUUCCUCGCCUUCUUCCUCAUCGGCUUCCUCUUAGGCAUGACUCCCUACGGUCAAAUCGACGACAUCAACGCCACAGAUCGCUCCUCCUUCGAGAUCAAACCUCCCAACAACGCGAAACGAGAAGAGGUAAGCGUAGAUGGAGUAAGUUUGGUGGAGAUUGAGAAGACGAAGGAGCUUGUGCCGAGGAAGCUUGUGAUAGUGGUGACGCCAACGUACAAUAGAGCGAUGCAGGGGUAUUACUUGAACAGGGUAGCGCAGACGCUGAGGCUAGUGGAGCCGCCUGUGUUGUGGAUUGUGGUGGAAGGGGGAAAUGCGGCGUCGUUUGAGACUUCGGAGGUUUUGAGGAAGACUGGGGUGAUGUAUAGGCAUUUGGUUUGUAAGAGGAAUAUGACGAGGGUUAAGGAUAGAGGUGUUUAUCAGAGGAACACUGCUUUGGAACAUAUUGAGUUGCAUAGGCUUGAUGGGAUUGUUUACUUUGCUGAUGAUGAUAAUGUUUAUGAGCUUGAGUUGUUUCAGAGGUUGAGAGAGAUUAGGCGAUUUGGAACUUGGCCUGUUGCGAUGCUUGCGCCAAGCAAAAACAAGGCCAUCCUUGAAGGUCCAGUAUGCAAUGGAAGUCAAGUAAUUGGAUGGCACACUAAUGAAAAGAGUAAAAGACUACGAAGAUUCCAUGUUGAUAUGUCAGGGUUUGCUUUCAACAGCACUAUACUCUGGGACCCUAAAAGGUGGAAACGUCCUUUUUCACAUCCAACCCGCCAAUUAGACACGGUGAAGGAAGGUUUCCAAGAGACAACAUUUAUUGAGCAGGUGGUAGCAGAUGAAAGCGAUAUGGAAGGUAUUCCACCAGAUUGCUCUAGGAUACUUAACUGGCAUCUUCAUUUGGAUGCCCUAGAUGUCCCUUAUCCACAAGGGUGGGUGAUGCAGAAAAAUCUCGAAGCUGUCCUAACUGUGAGAUAGUCCCAAGGUCACAACUUUUGACUGGUAAAGAUUUAUAGGGUUAUCAACUUUUGAAGUCUCAGGUUUUCAGGAACUUAUAAGCAAAAAAGGUGAAGUUCAAGAAAGUUUGGUAUGUUUUUGAAAUUGGUGUAUUUAGUAUGAGAUGGAAUUAUAUUUUUUUUUCCUUUUGGACAUAUUCCAAUACACGGUCUGAGUCCAGACAACAAUGAACAAAGUAACGAGUCGUCGUUAACCAUCAUUGCAUAAUUGUUCAUAUCUGUGUCUCAAACGUUUACAAGUAUCUUCUCAAGAUUUAGAUAGCUUCAAACAACGGUGCUUCU
Messenger RNA from Eruca vesicaria subsp. sativa (arugula), 1771 nucleotides. The record is from the annotation of a GenBank genome assembly. NCBI's taxonomy places the organism in Eukaryota, Viridiplantae, Streptophyta, Magnoliopsida, Brassicales, Brassicaceae.